CUCUCUCUCUUCACGGAUUUCUCGGCUCUUUCGGCGCAACCGUUAGGGUUAGGGUAGACAGGGUAUAGAGAUAGGGAUAUAGGGUUUCCACAAUCAUCACAAUCGUUGAAUCUGUAUUGGUUGGUUUAACGACGAAGCCAGAAUCCCAUCAUCUGCUUCGAUGGUGAAAUCGAAAUUAUUAAAAAAAACAAAUAUUUUCAAUCAUUAUUCUUCUUUUAAGGCCGACAUCGAAGAGGGAUUUUUCUUCUUCACGCAUAAACCCUCUUUCCGAUUCUUCGUUUUCGUCUUCGAUUGUCCGCGAUUUCGUCGUGGAUCGCUUGGAAUUCGGGAGAUUCAGCAAAAUUGGAGGUUAGGUUCGUGUAGAACGAGAUCAAAGGAGAUUGAUUUGGAUCUCUGAAUCGAGACACGAAGAAACAAGAGACCAGAUCUGGGUCCGACUCUGAUCUAAUAUACAGGAAAGGAAGAGAAUUCGAAAAUACAGUUACAUGAAUUGCUCAUCAGCUCCAUCUUUUUACAGAGAAGAGAGACAGAGGAGGAAAACGAUCUAGAUCGAGUUGGCGAGGACGAGAAGCUCGAACAAGAAAAAAAGAAUCGGUGAAUUUAGCUUGAUCGGCAAACAGAGCAGCAUUUGGAAAUUGGAAUGGAUAAUAUCUGAAUCUUCGAAUUUUCAUAGAAGGAUACGGGUUGAUUGAAGUGAUCAGAGAUUGAUUUAGACGAGGAUCAAUUUCUUUGUUGAAAUGAGCGGACACGAGCCGGUGAAGCUCGAUGAUGAGCAGAUUGCGGAGUUGCGGGAGAUAUUCCGGUCAUUUGAUCGGAACAAUGAUGGAAGCUUAACGCAGUUGGAACUUGGAUCACUCCUGAGAUCGCUGGGUCUCAAACCAAGUCAAGAACAGCUCGAAGCUCUAAUCCAGAAAGCCGAUAAGAACAGCAACGGCCUUGUGGAAUUCUCUGAAUUCGUAGCACUCGUAGCACCCGAUCUCCUCCCGGCGAAAUCACCCUACACAGAGGAGCAACUCCGUCAGCUAUUCCGGAUAUUCGAUCGUGAUGGCAACGGUUACAUCACAGCAGCAGAAUUGGCUCACUCCAUGGCUAAGCUUGGGCAUGCUCUUACUGCAAAGGAGCUCACAGGGAUGAUCAAAGAGGCAGACACAGAUGGGGAUGGUCGUAUUAGUUUCGAGGAAUUCGCUCAGGCUAUCACCUCAGCUGCAUUUGAUAACUCAUGGGCUUGAUUGAUGAAUGAUCUUCGGUUACUGGUGGGUCUUCUUCUCUAUUGUUCGUUUUCUCCUUUUCACACCAAAAUUUCUCCCUUUCUCUAUAAUUGCUACAUUGUAGUGCACAAAUCUUUGUGGGUACUCAAAUUGCCUGGAAUCGGCCAAGGGUCGAUCGGUUUUUCUGUAGAGAAGGGAUUCGAUAAUGGUUGUUUGAGCUCGUCAAUGUCAAUUUUCGAUUGUGUGUAUAUAUAGAGGAAGAUCUUGAUGUGAAUGUGAAUCUGAACUUUCAGCAUUUACAAACUCAA
This is a messenger RNA of Macadamia integrifolia, 1516 nucleotides long. RefSeq names its product probable calcium-binding protein CML18. The transcript has a single exon. Gene Ontology annotation, molecular function: calcium ion binding; enzyme regulator activity. The record is from RefSeq and is a predicted model, not a curated record. Lineage: Eukaryota; Viridiplantae; Streptophyta; Magnoliopsida; Proteales; Proteaceae. The coding region runs from base 738 to 1229 and encodes 163 amino acids.